CAAGGGCUUUCAAGUGUCUGUUACUUGAGUGGUAACUGUUCCUUGGCUGAGUGGGAUGUUCCAGUACUUGUUUUUCUGUGUCUGCUUUGUCAUCCAGUUGCAGCCGGUGUCUUCAAUGGCCCUGGACCCCUGCUCUGCCUACAUCAGCCUGAAUGAGCCCUGGAGGAACACAGAUCAUCAGAUAAAUGGUUCACACGGCCAGCCGACAUGCGACAGUCAAAUCAACGGGGAGUGGUAUCGCUUCACUGGCAUGGCUGGUGAUGCUAUGCCUACCUUCUGCAUCCCAGAGAACCACUGUGGCACCCAUGCUCCCAUUUGGCUGAAUGGCAGCCACCCUCGAGAAUUGGAUGGCAUCGUCUCACGCCAAGCCUGUGCCAGCUUCAAUGGGAACUGCUGUCUUUGGAAUACCACGAUUGACGUCAAGGCGUGUCCAGGCGGGUACUACGUGUAUCACUUAACCAAGCCCAGCGUUUGUUUCCAUGCAUACUGUGGACAUUUUUAUGACAUCUGUGACGUGGUGGAUUGCCAGGGCUCCUGCCUGGACACUGGUGACUGCAUGUGUUCCCUGGGAACAACACUAGGACCUGAUGGACAGACAUGUCUUGAUGAAAAUGAAUGUGAGCAGAACAAUGGAGGCUGCGGUGAAUUUUGCGUUAACCUGAAGAACUCUUACCGCUGUGAGUGUGGGAUCGGACGCACACUGGGAAGUGAUGGGAAAACCUGUGAAGAAAUCGAAGGCUGUCACAAUAACAAUGGAGGCUGCAGCCAUACCUGUAUUGAAGUGGAAGACACAUACCAAUGUGAAUGUCCAAGGGGACUUGUUCUGUCAGAAGACAACCACACUUGCCAAGUUCCAGUGCUGUGCAAGUCCAGCUCUAUUGAGGUGAGCAUCCCAAAGGACCUGGUUGGAGGCCUGGACCUUUCCCUCAUCAACACUUCAUGCAAAGGAGUAUCUAAUGGCACUCAUGUUAACAUCCAUUUCUCCUUGAAGUCCUGCGGCACUGUUGUAGAUGUAAUAAAUGAUAAAAUCAUUGCCACCAAUCUGGUGACCGGCUUGCCAAAGCAGACUCCGGGAAGCAAUGGAGACAUCAUUGUCCGCACCAGCAAGCUGCUGAUCCCGGUGACCUGUGAGUUCCCAUGCCGGUACACAAUCUCUGAAGGUUAUGUGCCCAACCUCAAGAACUCUCCCUUGGAAAUCAUGAGCCGCAACCAGGGCAUCUUUCCUUUCACUCUUGAGAUCUUCAAAGACAAAGACUUUGAUGAACCCUACAGGGGUGCUCUUCCCACCCUCAAGCUUCGGGACUCUCUGUACUUUGGGAUUGAACCCUUGGUACAUGUCAGUGGACUAGAGACACUGGUAGAGAGCUGCUUUGCCACUCCCACCUCAAAAAUCGACGAGAUCCUGAAGUACUACCUGAUUCAAGAUGGCUGUGUUUCUGAUGAUUCAGUGAAGCAGUACACGUCAAAGGACCAUCUUGCCAAGCAUUUCCAGGUUCCCGUGUUCAAGUUUGUGGGCAAAGACAACAAGGAGGUGUUCUUGCAUUGCCGCAUCCUCGUGUGCGGGACGCUGGAUGAGAGCUCUCGCUGUGCCCAGGGCUGCCGGCGACGGGUGCGCAGGUCAGAUGCAACAGAGGAGGAAGAGGAGAAGGAAUCUGGUCAUGUGGCAAACCACAUCCUGACAGGUGGCCCGAUCAGAAUCAACUUUGACGACUAA
Leptosomus discolor (cuckoo roller) is the source of this 1714-nucleotide messenger RNA. RefSeq names its product oncoprotein induced transcript 3 (gene OIT3). The record is from RefSeq and is a predicted model, not a curated record. Gene Ontology annotation, molecular function: calcium ion binding. Lineage: Eukaryota; Metazoa; Chordata; Aves; Leptosomiformes; Leptosomidae.